Messenger RNA from Otolemur garnettii (small-eared galago), 3392 nucleotides. It is a transcript of the gene SLC13A3, whose product is annotated as solute carrier family 13 member 3. The coding region runs from base 126 to 1790 and encodes 554 amino acids. The record is from RefSeq and is a predicted model, not a curated record. Gene Ontology annotation, molecular function: succinate transmembrane transporter activity; citrate transmembrane transporter activity; sodium:dicarboxylate symporter activity. NCBI's taxonomy places the organism in Eukaryota, Metazoa, Chordata, Mammalia, Primates, Galagidae. Gene Ontology annotation, cellular component: membrane. Gene Ontology annotation, biological process: citrate transport; monoatomic anion transmembrane transport. The transcript has 13 exons.
CAGCGGCCAAGAAGGUGUGGGGCGUGCGGCGGCGGCUGGUGCUGCUGUUCACGCCGCUCGCGCUGCUGCCGGUGGUCUUCUUCCUCCCAAUUAAGGAGGGCCGCUGCCUGUAUGUCAUCCUGCUCAUGGCGGUGUACUGGUGCACGGAGGCCCUGCCCCUCUCGGUGACAGCCCUGCUGCCCAUUGUCCUCUUCCCCUUCAUGGGCAUCCUGCCCUCCAGCAAGGUCUGCCCCCAGUACUUCCUGGACACCAACUUCCUCUUCCUCAGUGGCCUGAUCAUGGCCAGCGCCAUCGAGGAGUGGAAUCUGCACCGCAGAAUCGCCCUCAAGGUCCUGAUGCUCAUUGGGGUGCAGCCGGCCAGGCUCAUCCUGGGGAUGAUGGUGACCACCUCAUUUCUGUCCAUGUGGCUGAGCAACACUGCCUCCACCGCCAUGAUGCUGCCCAUAGCCAAUGCCAUCCUGAAGAGUCUCUUUGGCCAGAAGGAGGUUGGAAAGGACCUCAGCCAGGAGAGAGAAGAGAACACAGCUGCGGUGCGGAGAAAUGGCCUACCAGCUGUGCCCAUGGAGAUGCAAUUUCUUGCCAGCACAGAAGACAAAGGCCACGCGGAGGAGGUGGAGGCUCCCCUGGACCUGCUGGCAGACUCCAAGGAGGAGGAAUACCGCAGGAACAUCUGGAAGGGCUUCCUCAUCUCCAUCCCCUACUCAGCCAGCAUCGGGGGCACGGCCACCCUCACGGGCACGGCCCCCAACCUCAUCCUACUUGGCCAGCUCAAGAGUUUCUUCCCGCAGUGUGACGUGGUGAAUUUUGGCUCCUGGUUCGUUUUCGCCUUCCCUCUCAUGCUGCUCUUCCUGCUGGCAGGCUGGCUGUGGAUCUCCUUCCUGUACGGGGGCAUGAGCUUGAGGAGCUGGAGGGCGAAGAAAUCUUCAAUAAGAGCUGAUGCCGAACACAGGGCUCUAGGUGUGAUUCGAGAAGAAUUCCAGAGCCUGGGGCCCACCAAGUUUGCCGAGCAGGCUGUUUUCAUUCUUUUCUGCAUGUUCGCCGUCCUCCUCUUCUCCCGGGAUCCGAAGUUCAUCCCUGGCUGGGCCAGCCUCUUCACUCCCGGGUUUCUUUCUGAUGCUGUCACCGGAGUGGCCAUUGUCAUCAUUUUGUUCUUCUUCCCAUCCCAGAAGCCCUCCCUCAAGUGGUGGUUUGACUUCAAAGCUCCCAGUGCGGAGACAGAACCCUUGCUGACCUGGAAGAAGGCCCAGGAGACAGUGCCCUGGAACAUCAUCCUUCUCCUGGGAGGGGGCUUCGCCAUGGCCAAAGGCUGUGAGGAGUCGGGGUUGUCUGUGUGGAUUGGCGGGAAGCUGCACCCCCUGGAAAACGUGCCCCCUGCACUGGCUGUGCUGCUCAUCACAGUCGUCAUCGCCUUCUUCACCGAGUUUGCCAGCAACACUGCCACGAUCAUCAUCUUCCUGCCGGUGCUGGCCGAGCUGGCCAUCCGCCUGAGGGUGCACCCCCUGUAUCUGAUGAUCCCCGGCACAGUGGGCUGCUCCUACGCCUUCAUGCUCCCGGUCUCAACGCCCCCCAACUCCAUUGCCUUCUCCUCUGGACAUUUGCUGGUCAAAGACAUGGUGCGGACAGGCCUCCUGAUGAACUUGAUGGGCGUCCUGUUGCUCAGUUUGGCCAUGAAUACCUGGGCACAGACCAUCUUCCAGCUGGGCACCUUCCCGGAUUGGGCCAAUGUCCACUCAGUCAAUGUCACAGCACUGCCACCCACCCUGGCCAACAACACAUUUCAGACCUUCUGAAUUCCUGUGAGGGACUCCCUUUAGGUUGGGCCCUCCCAGAGGGCUGUCACCACCCCCUUGCUGCUAGGACCCUAUAGGACAAACAAUUCUUUUCCGUAAUCCAAUAUGCAGCAAACAAGGAGGGUGACCUCCAGUGGUCCACUCGGGACCACAGACUCAUUCUCUAGGACACUUUCCCUUUCUCUCUGAUACACUUCAAGGCUGGGAUAUCUCCCAGAUCUGCUGCCUGAGAAACAAGCUCCUUUGUCUGUGAGGUGUUAUGUGAUUAGGAUGCAAGAGAGCCUGAGUUUAGCAAUGCUCAGCAAAUCUGGAAUGGCAUUUGUCUUGUAUGGUGGGGACAGGAGGCCAUCCAUCCCCAAAGGCACAGCUGAUAUUAUCCCCCACUGAGUACUUUAGGUUACACUCUGGAAAGAUCUUCUUAUCUGAAGGAUCACUUUACUGGGAGAGGCUUUGGGGCUGCAAUGUCCCAGCCAGUCCAGCUUUUCACACCAGUGUGAGUUCUGCUUGGUCUUUGCCACCGCCGUUCUGUGGCAGUUGUUUGACUAGUCCUUUUAUUAACACACACCCGCCAGGGACGUUUUUUUAGAGUCCCUGGAGACAGCAGGUGGGAGGGACAAGUGAGGGGAAUUCCCAAGGACAUAGAGACUGUGAAAAGCCUUCUUGCUGUUUCUCUAGGCUCCCAAGUACUCCAGGGGAGUUCUAGAAAUCUCAGCUGCCAGCUCUGCCCAGGAAGUUUAGUAUUCUCCUGUUUAAUCUGAUUCAGUUUGGCCAUAAUUCUGGGAUCAGGUCAGGCCUGGGCCCUACCUUCUCGCAGGGGACCCAUGACCCCUCCAGCCGGGACCCUCAGGGACCUCUAUGGCUGCAGCAUGGCCUGUUGCUUCUUGUCUCCACAGCUGGUCUUCAUCUCCUUACCCCCACUCCAAGUGAUAGGCAUUUUAAUUAGCAAAGGCCACAUUUUUAAGGGUGAGAGAAAAGUCAAAAGAUAAAUCGGGGCCUUGUAAAAAAGCCAGGGUAAAACGUCUCAGGCAGGUGAAAUAUUGUCCCCUUCUACAGAUGGGGAAAACUGAGGUAUUUCCAUGAACCCCAGGGCUGGAGAGGGCUAUCCUAGAGGAUUGAGCCCCUCCUUGCUUCAAGAGGAACCAUCAUGGCAUCAGCAGAGAACAGCUCAUCAUUCAGCCAGACUCAGGAAUGGCGCUGGCUCUGUUAACCUAGCAUUGGACAAGGCACCAGCCCAGGGACCCUGAACUCCUCCACCUGUGCCUUCCUAUGCCUCAGGGGCGGAGUUCCCCCCCCCCCCAAGAGUGGUAGAGGCAGCACACAGGGGCUGAACUCCUUCCUGAUACAGCACAAAUGAGUCACAGGUGCUUCCCAGAGAGCAGGGGGCCGGCCCUUGAGUUGGAGGUUGAGCUCCACCUCCUUUCCAAGAGAGCACAGCAGUAUUUAAUCACAGUUCCAGCCCACUGCGGUUGGUAGGUGGUGCCCUUGUGUGGGCCAAGGGGGGGAGGGUCAUUCACCAAGAAACCCAUGGGUUUUGUAACCAGAUGAAUCAUGAUUCCAAAUACUUCUGAUCAAAAACACUGUAAAAUAAAGAAUGUUAAUCAA